CUCUACUGCUGCUGCAGCACCACGAGUGCUGAGGUGUCUUCAUGUCGUCUUUCAUGCAGGACACAAGAGAUCCCGAGGAAGAGCUUGGCCUCUUGGAGCUGCUUGGCGAGGGAUCGUAUGGAGCCGUGUACCGAGCCGAGCGACGAACGGAUGACAUGGAGGUAGCUGUUAAGAUCAUCCCUGCAGAUAAUCCUGCCGACUUGCUGAAAGAGGUGGAUAUAAUGUUGGCGUGCACAAGCCCGUACAUCGUACGUCUGCACGACUGCUUCUAUAAGGACAACGAAGCGUGGUUGGUGAUGGACUUUGUGGGCGGAGGGAGCGUGUGCGACAUUCUCGAGGCGUGCCAAGUAACGCUGUCAGAGGACGAGGCGAGAGAGUGCACCGCGUGGACCGUGCUUGCUCUGGACUACUUGCACAGCAACAGGAAGUUGCACCGGGAUGUGAAGGCCGGAAACAUCCUUCUGACGCUUGACGGGCGAGCAAAGCUGGCGGAUUUUGGCGUUUCGAAAGAGGUCAACACGAUGGCGAAUAAAGCCCAGACAGUUAUUGGCACUCCUUAUUGGAUGGCGCCAGAAGUAAUUCAGGAGGUUCCGUAUAAUGGCCAAGCAGAUAUUUGGUCUCUGGCAAUCACCUGCAUUGAGAUGGUGGAGGGUAACCCGCCUCUGCACAACGUGCACCCAAUGCGAGCCAUCUUCAUGAUACCGUCCAAACCAAGUCCGACGUUGUCCGAGCCCGCUAAAUGGUCGCUGGAGUUCAACGACUUUGUCGGCAGGUGCUUGGAGAAGAAGCCGGAUGACCGCCCUUCGUCAAGGGCUAUCUUACGGCAUCCCUGGAUUGCAGCGAGCGUGGAAGCUAUCCAAAGUUGCGAUGGAGAGAGAGGGUCCGCUGUCAUCCAGGACUUGGUCGCCGAACAUUUGCCUGUGUUGAAAAGGUUUCGAGAGGAAGCUAGUGAUGCCAAGGCCAACAUGGCAGGCCAAGAGAGCAGCGAAGAUUGCAGCGGUAGCAAGACGGCUACAUUGCGACGAAUGAGCAGCACAAAAGGUGGGGAUGUCUUCCGAGCAAACGGGUCACCUGAUGCAAGGGUUCCUGGUUCUCAUGGCGACGGAGCGGAUGCAGAUGGUAGGAUGCCGGAGCAAGAAGAUGAAUGUGACGAUGAGGACUCUGGAGGUGACGAGUGCAGUUCAGACGGCAGCGUCAUCAGGGUUCCGAUUGGCGGCGGCGAGGAGGCAGAGGAGGGGGAGGAGGAUUGCUACAGCUCUAGUGGGAGUGUGAUCCGAGUUGAUGCGAACGAGGAUGAUGGUGGCGUUCUCAAAACGGCCGGUGGUAGCAAUGCUGACGAAGAUGAUGGCUUCAGCUCAGAUGGUAGUGUGAUCAGGGUGCCUGCAAGCAAAGCGGGAUGUGGCGGUGAUCGGUCUGGCCAGCGGCCGAAGGAUGAGUCACCACCAGAGGACGAUCCUGCGGCUGAUGGAGGUUGUGGGAGGAGAGGGUGGGAGGGCCAGGGCCACGAUGGAAACGUCGUCGAGCCAAGGAGUGCAAGCCAGGCGCCAGCCCAUAUGAAGAUGAAUCUUCUAGCGGCCAGUAAAUACUUUGGCAGAAAGGGUGGAGCAUCGGACGGUGGUCCUGGUGCUGCGGCGCGUGAAUCGCAGCAGGCAGAUGAUAACCCGCAGGUCAAGGCUUUGCUGGACGAGUUAGAAAGGCUUGAUGUCACAUUCGCGAACGACCUCUCCCGGCUAAAAGAUACGUACGACCGUUCAAGGGCCAGCCUCCAAGCGAAACUUCGGCAUUUAUUGGACAGCAGUAAUGCUGCCGUAGGAUAGGCCACCCGCGGGCGCUCAGUUAGGUUUGCAGUCAUGGUCGUCUCCGCCCCACUCUUGACUACUCAGAGAUAGAUAUAUAUAUAUAUAUAUAUAGAGAGAGAGAGGGAGAGGGAGAGAGAGAGAGAGAGCGUAUUGUGGUCGGUCAUCGUUCAGAUUUAAUUUAUGUUCACUGUGGCACGUAUGGAGAUUGUUUGACUGGCUGAGUUGCUGUACUGAGAAGUUGGGAAGAAGCCCUCUUGUUCCUUUUCUUCCUACGCGUAUAGCGGGUUUGGCGUUGUCGAUAAUCCAAGCAAAAACGUGCCAGCUUGAGCAUCACUACGUACAUACGACGUCCCACGCAGAAAUUUCUAGCUGGAGCGGUC
Messenger RNA from Ectocarpus sp. CCAP 1310/34, 2179 nucleotides. The record is from the annotation of a GenBank genome assembly. NCBI's taxonomy places the organism in Eukaryota, Phaeophyceae, Ectocarpales, Ectocarpaceae.